This is a messenger RNA of Cuscuta campestris, 1182 nucleotides long. Lineage: Eukaryota; Viridiplantae; Streptophyta; Magnoliopsida; Solanales; Convolvulaceae. The record is from the annotation of a GenBank genome assembly.
GGCCGGGCACCAGCGCGUACCUACGCCAUGCAGGGGCGCACAGAUCCUAGUCCCGAUGUUAUCUUGGGUACGUUCAUACUAUUUGAUUCGGUUAUGCAUGCCUUGAUCGAUCCGGGUUCUACGCUCUCCUAUAUCUGUGUUGGCAUGCCUGCUAAUUCUGCGAUCGUGAGGAGUGACCUUGAGAUACCUACCGUUGUAUCGAAUCCGCUAGGACAUAGCAUGCGUCUUCAUCACAUUUAUCAUAGGUGUCCGUUGUCCGUGCAAGGGAAGCAAUUCCCUGCAGAUUUGAUAGAGCUACCACACAAGGAGUUUGACAUUAUCCUUGGUAUGGAUUGGCUCACCGAGCAUAGAGCAGUGGUCGACUGCAGUUGUCGGACCGUACGGCUGAGAGCCGAGGACGGUAGCGACGUAUCACUCUCCGGGGAGGUGUUCCCCAAGGCUCCCGAGUUCAUAUCGUCCUUGAGCGCGAGGCGCUUGAUUCGCAAGAAGUGCGAGAUGUUCCUGUGUCACGUUCAGGAUAUGCGAAAAGAAUCACCACGUCAGCAGGACAUCCGUACGGUUUGCGACUUCCCCGAUGUCUUUCCCGAAGACCUACCUGGUUUGCCUCCGCCGAGAGAGCCAUCGCCGCAGCUUCUCCUUCGCCGGAACUCCGUCGCCCACUGCCAGUUCCAGCGCCGCCAAUCGCCGCUGCUUCCUUCGUCGGUCGUCCUCGCCAUCGAGCUGCAGCGCCGCUAUUUUGCCUUCGUCGGUCGUCCGCCGCCAUCGAGUUGCAGCGCCGCCAGUCGCUGCCCAGCGCCACCGAGUUGCACCGUCGCCAAGCCUCCAGCCGCCGUCGCCCUUAGCACAGCGGCCAUCCUCACCGUCGAGUGCAGCGCCGCCACGCCGAGCGCUGGACGUCGCCUCCCCUACCGGCGUCCGCCAUCAUCGCCGUCGAGCUGCCGCUCCGCCACUGUCGCCGUCGUCCGUCACCGUCGCCGCAUCCAGCCGCUGCCCCGGAUUGAUAUCGCCGGCAGAUUAACCUCCACGCCGGAUUGAUUGGUCGAUUUUGUAUUUUGACUCAAUUUGACCCGUUCGUUUGAUUUCGUUGAUUUGUCUUCCGUUCGAGCUAUCGAUUCGAUUUCGGCGUAAUCCAGGUCCGUACUAUGAAGUUAAUAGCGUUUAGAAUAGAUUUAAUGGUUUGGA